UUCUAUAGACGAGUCAUGUUUUAUAUGCAAAGAAUAUGUAUGUUCAUAUUUGUAUAUACAAAGCGAAGUGAGAUUUGUGUGCGCAUUCAUAUGAAUAUAAAUUACAAUGCUAAUAAAAGAAUAAUAUUAUUGAUUACAAAGUAUAAUUACAAUACACCUGCAUACGUUCACGAUUGAUUCAAACGCAACGCAGUGCGCCACCUAGUAUUAUUGUUGUUAAAGAGUGUACAGGUAGAUGGUAAAUAAUGCCAGCUCACCUGGCAGGUACAAAAGAAACAUUAAAACGAAGAAACGCCCCCCUUUAGUAUCUUAUCAGUGUACAAGUAGUCAUAAGUCAGUACACAUUAUACCAUGUAACAAUCAGCGUAUUCAAAGUACAGGUCCAAUAAUUAAUAAUAAAAAUGGGCUCCAAUAUAAAAGAAACGAAGGUAGAAAUUGGACAAGGGGACUCCGUUGCUCCUGUUGCACAACCAUCGCCAAGUAAGGCAUGGGUCCACUUCGAGGAGGAAUCAGGUCCUGGAAAAAGUGCGCAAGCAGCGGUUAUAACAACGGAAAGUGUGCAAGUUAACUUGGAGAGAAGUGUAAAUUCAACUGGACAGGAUAACAACGCUCCUGCAAUAUUGGACCCUAAAAAUUUACGAAAUGUCGAGUUACCAACCAGCGGAGAGACAAUCAGACAGGGAUUUAAUAAUGGCGAUAUUAUAGUUACCCUAUUACCAGUGAAUACAAGAUUCCCAUGGGUUACACCAGCUCAAUUCCGUCCAGAAUUAGUACCUGAAGAAUUAAUGGCACAAGGAUUAACACUCACUGUUGAAGAGUAUGUACAAACAAUGGAAUUGUUAGUGAACGAUUAUAGGUUCACUAUGUACAAUAUCUGCUACAAAAGAGUGCUUGUUGUGUGGAUAACAUUGGCGUUCUGCGUGCUUCUGAGUUUAUUGUUUUCCGGUCUGACGGGCUUAACUUUAUUUGGGCUUGGCAUCGGAUGGUUAAUAUUAAACGCGGCCGCAAUUUUCUUUUCUAUGUGGAUCAAAUUCAAAUUAGCUAGAAACUUAGAAAGAUGUCUCGCGCAUGUAAAUAAGCAAUUGCUGAGGCACAAGAUCGUCUUGGCUCUUGACGACCGAGGAAAAAUUUCAUGUCACAAAGUAACUUUGUGCUUCAUUUACUUGGAUCCUGCACAGUGCAUAGACCGUUUGCAAACUAGCGUAGAGCAGCAGGAAAGAGACUCGAAUGGGUGGGAGCAAAGAAUGGACAUCAGCGCUCAUGAUAUUGUUAUACAGGGUAGCAGAACUACGAGAUUAUCCAGAAAACAGGGUCGGGCUGAACAGGUAUUCACGCGGUACUUGCAAAGAUGGGGUAAAGAUUUCUUACGUCGAAGAUUAGACUGGACAUUAGAUGAAGCCAUGGGCAAUCCUUCCAAUCCAAGACACAUUACCACUUCUCUAUGUCCUUGUCAGUACAUUGAAGAUCUAUUGGCGAACAAACCUCCCCGCACAGACAUAAGAGACUGCUGUCCUUGUUUAUCCUCAAUUCUGGCACGUCGUGGCAUUGACUAAAAAUAAAAUAUUUAACAUAAUAGAAAGAGCGACGCUCUUGUAUCUGCGUUAUGCUUCUAGAUGGGGGAAAGAUAGAGUUAGAGGGUAUUUAGCUAGUCCACCUGCAAAGGGCGG
Nicrophorus vespilloides is the source of this 1667-nucleotide messenger RNA. Its product is annotated as transmembrane protein C9orf91-like. Bases 402 to 1553 code for a protein of 383 amino acids. The transcript is spliced from 5 exons. The record is from RefSeq and is a predicted model, not a curated record. Lineage: Eukaryota; Metazoa; Arthropoda; Insecta; Coleoptera; Silphidae.